This is a messenger RNA of Sycon ciliatum, 4683 nucleotides long. RefSeq names its product probable ATP-dependent RNA helicase CG8611. The transcript has 11 exons. Gene Ontology annotation, biological process: double-strand break repair via homologous recombination. Gene Ontology annotation, molecular function: ATP binding; 3'-5' DNA helicase activity; nucleic acid binding. Gene Ontology annotation, cellular component: chromosome; cytoplasm; nucleus. NCBI's taxonomy places the organism in Eukaryota, Metazoa, Porifera, Calcarea, Leucosolenida, Sycettidae. The record is from RefSeq and is a predicted model, not a curated record. The coding region runs from base 283 to 4143 and encodes 1286 amino acids.
UCUUCACAACUAAAUUCCGGCCAAAUUCUGUAUCCAGUGCAGACCCGGACCGUCCAUAGUGUUGUGAGUUUCUCUGCAAAUGAGUUGUCAAAGAGUGUUAGGUCGUGGUGGACCUUGCUUUUGAAGGUCUGGGAAUCGGCACUAUCCUGCAUCAUUGGCCAACGCACUACGACCUCUGUGUUGUGGGUAGAUCUGAACAAACCCCUGACAAAUCUGCAAGUGUUGAAGUUGGUCUGUGCGCCGAAAGCAAAGCACUCUUGCCAAGAAUUUUGGGACAGCAGGAUGCCCCGUCCAUGGCGUGGUGGCAAGGCAAGGGGCCGUGGAGGAGGCCGUGGCCGUGGCGGUAGCUAUUCAUACAGAGGAGGGUCAACAUCUUCGUCCUCAGCAUCAUCUCAGGGGCUGGUUUCGGGCAACUUUCGUCGUCUGAACAUGAAAGGCAAGCGCUACUUGCGAGCGCCCAAUACGAGUGCAGCCAGUGUGCGUCGACGGCGCUGGGCUCACAAGAACGAACGGCGCAUGCUGGACCGCAGUGAGCACGGUUACGGAGGCAUGGAGGAGCUUCCCGAUGAGAGUGCCGCUGCUGCUGCUGCUGUUGCAGGUGCGAAUGAAUCAACUGGUGUGCCCAUAGCUGACGGUGAUGUGGAGUCGAGCGCAGCAGAUUUACAAGCCACUGAGCCACAAGAGAACAUCAACCCAGCACCCGUGCCCAAGGUCGAAAAGAAGAAGAGGGGCACCGGCACCGCAUGCAUGAAGCCAGCCAAACCCUGCCUUGCUAUGCUCAACGAAUCACUGGGUGGUAAACCAUCCGCCCUGACCGCCCUUGCUGGAUUUAGUAGUCCAGGUUUACCAGAUCAGGAAGCCUCAGGCUGCAGUCAACAGUCCAGUUUCAGUUUUGGAAGUCAGAAGUCAAGCUUCAGUCUUGGGAGUCAGACCUCAAGCUUCAGUCUUGGGAGUCAGAAGUCAAGCUUCAGUCUACUGGGUAACGUUCUGCCAGCGGAGAAGCAAACACAGUGCUACCAGCCAGGGAACAGCUCGAGGUCAAUGUCAGCGCUAGAUUCGCUACUAUCGACUUCUGCGGGAAUAAAAUCUAUUGGAGAGGUUUCAACCUGUCAAGUUACAAACGGUCCAUACAGUGACGAAGAGAGACAGCAAUCACCGCCAGCACUGCCAUCACCACCAGCACCACGACAGCAGAAGAGGUCUGCUUAUCAGUCUAAGGAUUCUAGUGAUGACGAAAAUGGAGGAGUGCCUCCAACCGUGAGAAAAGAGCGUGCCACUCGGCAGUCCAGGGUGCACAGCAGUGAUGACGAUUGCGAGAAGAUAUCUCCCCCUGCGUCACCUUCACCACCACCGCUGCCGAGGGUAAGACCUGCCCGUAAGUCUAAAGGCCGGGACAGGCAAAAGUCCAGGGUGAUCUAUAGUGAUGAUGAAGAUGAAGAGGAUGAUGUACCUUCUCCCUUGCCUUCCCAGCAGAAGAGGAGACCAACCCGUCAAUCGAAAGGCCCAGCCAAUCGAAAGUCCAAAGUUAUACGCAGUGAUGAAGAAGAAGAUGACUCAUCUCCCCCUCCAUCACCACCCCGGAAGAAAAGAGCUGCUCGUCCCAAGAAGUCUGCCUCAAUGCAGGGCGUACCAACUGUGCCUCCCUCUGCUCCUGCUUCAGAGCCGGUGCCACAACUAUUCGAAUUUCCUGGUGGUGAUAUGCCCGGAACAUCAGGCCAAAAACUGGGAACAGAAUCCUCUGGCCCUAUUCUGACAGCAAAUAAUCAAGAAGAUGUUGACGACUUUGUUGGUCUUGCUCUGCACGAGAUGGGAUAUUCUGAAUUCCGGCCCGGCCAGUACGAGGCUGUCAUGCGCAUCUUGGCCGGUCGCUCGACGUUGGUCGUGUCAGCCACUGGUUCCGGAAAGUCACUCUGCUACCAGCUGCCGGCGUUGAUGUAUUGGCGCGAGCGGCAGAGCAUCACGCUGGUCGUGUCACCGCUUGUCUCGCUCAUGAUGGAUCAGGUGGCCAACCUGCCGUCUGUAAUACCCGGUGCCUGUCUGCACACCAACAUGACCAUGGAGAAGAAGUCGCAAGUGUGGGACGAUGUGCGAAACCGCAAGCUGGCUGUUCUCUACGUAUCGCCGGAGUCCCUGGUUGGCCGUGGCAGCCUAUUCCUGCUCAACAUGCUUCCGCCCAUUGCGUUUGCCUGCAUUGACGAGAGCCAUUGUUUGUCACAGUGGUCACACAACUUCCGCCCGUCGUACUUGCAAGUCUGUAAGGUUUUACGGGAUCGCUUCAACACCAGCUGUGUCCUGGGUCUGACGGCCACUGCCACUGCCAAGACUGCGGAAAUCGUGGCUCGUCACAUUGGAGUUUGUGAUCUGGACGAGGGCAUUGUAGGCAAAUUUAAGCUGCCUCCCAACCUCCGCCUGUCCGUAUCGUGUGUGGACAGCCGCGAUCAAGCACUGCUUGAUCUUCUGAAGAGCGAGCCACUGGAGGCAUGUAAGUCCAUCAUCGUCUACUGCACUCGGCGACAGACAACCGAGAAUAUUGCUGAGAUGCUCCGGUCCAUGCUUGGGCCGCGCGACUUCCCCACCAUCGGCAAGAAGCGGCGGCGGAAGGCCGACAGCAUGUACGUCGAGGCCUACCAUGCCGGUAUGGAGGCCAGCCAUCGUACGCGUGUGCAGCGGAACUUUAUGAGCGGUGAGCUGCGCAUCGUUGUGGCCACGGUGGCAUUCGGGAUGGGCCUGGACAAGUCGGAUAUCCGUGCUAUCGUUCACUUUGACAUGCCUUCAAGUUUGGAGAGCUAUGUGCAAGAGAUCGGACGAGCCGGCCGUGAUGGCAAUGUGUCCUUCUGCCACGUCUUCCUAGACCAGAAGGGUUCUGAUUUCAAUGAGCUGCGGCGCCAUGUGUUUUCUAAUGCCGUGGAGCGUUACACUGUCAAGCAGCUUCUGCAGCGUGUCUUCCCGAGGAAGUGCAACUGCGCGGGUCUUAACCAGCAGCAGACUCACACUGUGCAUGUGCCGCAGGAACACUCGACUGUGAUUCAAGAUGACCGCGUGAAGGCCAGCGAGGCCGCUUCUCAGGACACCAAGCAGGAUGAGACGAAUACUGACGCCAGCGCAUGUGACACGCUGUCUUCCAUCCGCAGCGAAAACACCGAAGCAGCCGACAGUGGCCAACUGCCUGACGCUGCCAGGUGUAAGGACGGUCAAGGGGAUGGUCAGGAGAUGACAGAUGGCGGUGUUGUUGAAGCAAGUGAGGCUGGACUUCAUAGCUCAGAGAACGCUUUGCAGUGUGGUGCUGGUGAUAUUACCUCUGAGAAGUGUGACUCUCCGCCAGAUCAUUCGCCUGUUCGAAACCAGCCCGAACCAGUGGUUGAGCCUGAGCCAGACAGUGAUUGCCAGCUGGAUCAUUCAACUGCUCACAGGCAGCCAGAAGUGCGUUGCUUUGGCCACAAUAUCGAGCUAAAAGUUGAACCCCUCACCCACCAGCUUGAUGCUACAGAGGAAACAGUGGCCACGCUCUUGGCAUACCUGCAUCUCUAUGAUGAUGGCAGCGGAGCUAAUGGUAACAAGCAGCGCUGGUGGCUGCAGCUUCUUCCCAACAAGUCUGUCGAUGACACGAAGUUCUUCUGCUUCCGCACACCCGGGGAUCUGAGCGAUGAGGAUCGUGACAAUGCAACUGCCAUGCUGCUGGCUGCUGCUGGUGAUCAUCAGGCAGCCCACUUAUACCGCCUGUGCGCUCUGCAAGAUGCCCUUUCACGGUCUGUAUUACCGCAUCACUUUGUCUGCAAGCGAGGUGUGGACCAUGACGACGCUAAGGUCAAGGCGCCUCUCUCCAAGAAGGAGAUUCUGUUACGCGAGGCGAUUGCUGAGUAUUUUGAUGAUAACCUUGUGUCAGACAGCUGCGCUGGUGAAGUCGAUGUUCCAUCCGAUAACAUUGCCGGUGUGGUUCACCAGGAUGUUAGACGAUUGCUGAGAACUCACCUGGACGUCAGCUGGACAGCCCGCGCCAUUGCUCGCCUAUUCCAAGGCAUUGGCAGCCCGCAGUUCCCGUCCGACGUCUGGUUCCGCAAUCGUACAGUGUGGCGGCGCCAUGCCGAUCUGGACUACCGUUUUGUCUAUCGGGUGGCACGCGAGGAGCUGAUAAGCUACCGGUGAGCGAGCUCGACAAGCAGGGCAUGGUGCUGUGCCUGUGCACCAAACGGAUGUGUUGAGAUAUGUGGCGGGUUUACCAUGUGCUCAUCAUGGCUAUACUCCUGUGUUCUGCUGGAUCGCUCUGUCAGUAACAGUUUUAUGUGUACUAUUCUGUGGCAGCUUCCCUUGUGCAGACUCGUGACUUUCAUUGUGUUUAGUGUACUGAGCAUGCGUUGUUCAUUGGUUUUUACUUUUUGUGUCGCAUUCGCGUUAGACCCGGUGGCGCUAUUCCUCUAGAUUGAUUCUCUCGUGCUGCCACUCCGUCUUGCUGUGUACUGUGUGUCACUAUUCCUAGCUUAGAGCCGCUGGCCGGCUAUGAUACUCGAGCACCAUCAGUCUGCGCUGUGUUACUCCAGCAGAACUCUCGAGUGCUGUGUGUUGGGCAGCAGCUGUCAGUACUACUUUGAAGUAUUCUUAUGCUGUUUGGCACUUUUCUCUCAAUGCACGUUCCCAGGAUCUGCUCGACACCAUUUUUUCUUCAAUUUUUUAUAUCAUACAAAUUCA